Messenger RNA from Lutzomyia longipalpis, 1326 nucleotides. It is a transcript of the gene Mettl14, whose product is annotated as N6-adenosine-methyltransferase non-catalytic subunit. NCBI's taxonomy places the organism in Eukaryota, Metazoa, Arthropoda, Insecta, Diptera, Psychodidae. The record is from RefSeq and is a predicted model, not a curated record. The transcript is spliced from 3 exons. Bases 93 to 1280 code for a protein of 395 amino acids. Gene Ontology annotation, cellular component: RNA N6-methyladenosine methyltransferase complex; nucleus. Gene Ontology annotation, molecular function: mRNA binding.
CCGGACGUCAUUUUGAUGUCACAUAGCCUGUUUUUCUUCUCCUCGGUUUAUUUUACUGCCAGCCAAAUAAACAUUAUUUUUGUGAAAAUACAAUGGGUGAUCUCCUUAAAAGUGUAAAAGAAAGGUCAAAGAAACGAAAACGACUUCUCGCCCAAACUCUUGGCGUUCCCAAUGUGGAGGAUUUGAAGUAUAUUCUGGGUACAGCAGAAGUUGAGGAAACAUCUUCACCAAAAAAUGCUCGAGAUGAUGAUGAUAAGCCGUCCUCAACAAAGAAAUCACAAACAGAAAAUUUAUUUUAUCGAGAUUCAUCUACCUUUCUGAAGGGAACACAAUCAUCAAAUCCACAUAAUGAUUACUGCCAACAUUUUGUAGAUACUGGACAGAGGCCACAGAAUUUUAUUCGGGAUGUCGGAUUGGCAGAUAGAUUCGAAGAAUAUCCUAAACUGAGAGAAUUAAUUCGCCUGAAGGAUGAACUUAUUGCAGAAACAGCUACUCCACCGAUGUACUUACAGGCAGACAUGAAAGUGUUGGAUUUGAAGAGUUUGGGUACAAAGUUCGAUGUGAUCCUCAUUGAACCUCCCCUGGAGGAAUAUGCAAAAGGCGGAGCUGGUGUAGCCGGCGGUACAAGUCGAUCAUUUUGGUCAUGGGAGGAGAUCAUUGAUUUAGAAAUAGGUGAACUGGCAGCACAUCGUAGCUUUGUUUUUCUAUGGUGUGGCAGUUCCGAAGGGUUAGACAUGGGUCGCAAUUGCUUGCGAAAAUGGGGCUUUCGCAGAUGCGAAGAUAUAUCGUGGAUACGCACAAACAUCAACAAUCCGGGUCACUCAAAAAUCCUCGAAUCGAAAGCUGUUUUUCAACGAACCAAAGAGCAUUGCUUGAUGGGAAUCAAGGGCACUGUGAGAAGAUCCACAGACGGAGACUUUAUUCACGCUAAUGUGGAUAUUGAUUUGAUUAUAUCGGAAGAGGAGGAAUUUGGUAGCUUUGAGAAACCAAUUGAAAUUUUCCAUAUCAUCGAACAUUUUUGCCUCGGUCGGAGGCGUCUUCACAUCUUUGGUCGUGAUUCCAGCAUUCGUCCUGGAUGGUUAACCAUUGGUCCCGAACUUACAAACUCCAAUUUUAACAAUGAACUGUAUGCAAGUUAUUUUGCUGAAAACAAUACAACCGGAUGUACCGAUCGAAUUGAAGCCCUACGACCCAAGAGUCCACCUGCAAACGGCGGAAAAGUUAUUCGAGGGAGAGGAAGAGGAGGCUUUCCCAGAUCCCGUGGACGCGGAAGAUUGUAAUUUAGAAUUUUUUUUAAGUAAUAAAAAUGCCUUUUUUUUUACUCAA